This is a messenger RNA of Brachypodium distachyon (stiff brome), 1275 nucleotides long. Its product is annotated as probable protein phosphatase 2C 53. Gene Ontology annotation, biological process: protein dephosphorylation. Gene Ontology annotation, molecular function: cation binding; protein serine/threonine phosphatase activity. The record is from RefSeq and is marked provisional. Lineage: Eukaryota; Viridiplantae; Streptophyta; Magnoliopsida; Poales; Poaceae.
AUGGACGACGACUCCCUAGGCGCCGCGCCGCCGCCGCUCGACAGCAACGGACCGGACCCACGCGACGACGACGACGAUGCCUCGGCCUCCGCGUGCGGGAGCCCGUGCUCCGUCGCCAGCGACUGCAGCACCGUCGCCUCCGCCGACCUCGACGCGCUCCUCCUCUCCGCCACCGCCGCCAACCUCGCCCUCUCCUCCCCGCCCUCGCUCCUCCUCCUCGACGAUGCCCCAUCCCCCGCCGCCGCCGAGGCCGCCGCUACCAGCAGCGGCGGCAGGAGGACGAGCGUGUUCGCGCUCGACGCGCCGCCGCUCUGGGGUCUCGAGUCCGUCUGCGGACGCCGCCCGGAGAUGGAGGACGCGGCCGCCGUGCUGCCGCGCUUCCACCGCCUCCCGCUCUCGAUGCUCUCCGCGCCCGCCGACCCCGGCGCUGACGGGCUCGACCGCGCCUCCUUCCGCCUCCCGGCCCACUUCUUCGCCGUCUACGACGGCCACGGCGGCGCCCAGGUCGCCGACCACUGCCGCGGCGAGCUCCACAACGCGCUCGUCCGCGAGCUGCGCGCCGCCGAGCUGCACGACGACCACCAAGCUGCGGACCCCAAGAAGCGCUGGGAGAAGGCGUUCGUCGACUGCUUCCGCCGCGUCGACGCCGAGGUCGCCGCCAAGGCCGCCGACACCGUCGGGUCCACGGCCGUGGUCGCCGUCGUCUGCUCCUCGCACGUCGUCGUCGCCAACUGCGGCGACUCCCGGGCCGUGCUCUGCCGCGGCAAGGAGCCGGUGCCGCUCUCCCUCGACCACAAGCCCAACAGGGAAGACGAGUACGCGAGGAUCGAGGCGCUGGGCGGCAAGGUUAUCCAGUGGAAUGGCUACCGAGUUCUCGGCGUUCUUGCCAUGUCCCGCUCCAUUGGUGACAGAUACCUGAAACCUUACAUAAUCCCGGUCCCGGAGGUGACGGUGGUGGCCCGUGCAAGAGACGACGAGUGCCUCGUCCUCGCAAGCGACGGCCUCUGGGAUGUUCUGUCAAACGAAGAGGUGUGCGACGCUGCUCGCAAGCGGAUACUUCUGUGGCACAAGAAAAACGCCACUGCUGCCGUUGCCCGAGGAAGCGACGGUGGCUCGCCGGAUCCAGCAGCUCAGGCGGCCGCCGAGUACCUGUCCAAGCUUGCGCUCCAGAAGGGAAGCAAGGACAACAUCACCGUCCUGGUGGUCGACCUCAAGGCCCAUAGGAAGUUCAGGAGCAAACCUGACAAUAACAACAGACAGACAGACAGACAGUAG